CUACAAUUCUGGAACAGUGAAGUGCUGAAGAGUUGAGGCCGGUGAGUUCUGAAUUUCUGAUCUCUGAACCACCAUGGAAGCUGCUGCUACAUGGCGUCGUCGUGUCAGGCUGCAGCCGAUCCUGGUGGUGUCCCUCUCCCUCCUGCUGCUGUCGCCGCUGUUUCUUCUGCCCUGCGGCGGUACGCUCGCCGCCGGCACAGGAGGAGGAGGUGACAGCUCCGGCGAGCCGGUGCUCGCCGGAGCUGCCUGCACGAUGAUGAAACGUGGAGGCCAUGUGGUGGUUGCUCCAAGCAUAGCAACACUGUCUCGUCGAAUCCUAGCUCAAAAUCCGAGCCCGGAUGGGGGACACAACCCUCCUUUCUCCCCCGGAAGAAGCAGCAAUGGUGUAAGGCCUGCAGGCAACUGAUGAGAGCAGCCAAGAACCCAACCAUCAAAUUAUUAAAAGCGCCAGGAACAGAUGGAGAAAUUCAUUGGCACAAUCUGUUUUUUUUUUCUCUUUUGUGAUCUGAAAGAGCAAUGACAGGAGCUAGCAGUUGUUAUCGCGAUUUUCACAACAAUCGGUUGAGCUGCUCGGGUGCGGUUUGGAUAAACCAUGGUAGUUUUCAGAAAAUUUCAUCAGAAUUCAAUUUUUUAGAAAAAAAGUAAUGA
Molecule: messenger RNA, 648 nt
Organism: Oryza brachyantha (malo sina)
Lineage: Eukaryota; Viridiplantae; Streptophyta; Magnoliopsida; Poales; Poaceae
Exons: 2
Coding region: 74-406 (110 amino acids)
Source: RefSeq, a predicted model, not a curated record